This is a messenger RNA of Mesocricetus auratus (golden hamster), 2674 nucleotides long. It is a transcript of the gene Tmem25, whose product is annotated as transmembrane protein 25. The record is from RefSeq and is a predicted model, not a curated record. Gene Ontology annotation, biological process: negative regulation of excitatory postsynaptic potential. Bases 86 to 1582 code for a protein of 498 amino acids. The transcript is spliced from 9 exons. Lineage: Eukaryota; Metazoa; Chordata; Mammalia; Rodentia; Cricetidae.
GAUGCUCCUGCGACCCCCCACCUCCACCCCAGCUCCGCGAUGCUCUCGUCCCAAGUUCACCUGAGCAGCAGAGAUUGGGAAAGGGAUGCAUGGAGAGAUGGGAAGGAAAGCCAGUCCUGGAGGGGACCCGGUCAGGAGAAGGACGAUCCCCUGCGGGGAAGGGGAAGAGCACAUGUGGACCGAACGUGGGCCUGGAGGCCCAUCCCUGACCACUAUGGAGUUGCCGCUGAACCAAGCUACCCUCCGGCACACGCUGCUGCUCCUGCCAGCCCUCUUAAGUUCAGGUCAAGGGGAGCUGGCACCACAAAUUGACGGUCAGACCUGGGCUGAGAGAGCACUUCGGGAGAAUGAGCGCCAUGCCUUCACCUGUCGAGUGGCAGGGGGACCUGCCACUCCCCGAUUAGCCUGGUACCUGGAUGGACAGCUACAGGAGGCCACCACCUCUAGACUCCUGAGUGUGGGCGGGGAGGCCUUCUCUGGAGGCACCAGCACUUUCACUGUCACUGCCCAGCGUGCCCAGCAUGAGCUUAAUUGCUCCCUGCAGGACCCAGGGAGUGGCCAGCCAGCCAAUGCCUCUGUCAUUCUCAAUGUGCAGUUUAAGCCAGAGAUUGCCCAGGUCGGGGGCAAGUAUCAGGAAGCUCAGGGCCCAGGCCUUCUGGUAGUCCUGUUUGCCCUGGUGCGGGCCAACCCACCUGCCAAUGUCACCUGGAUUGACCAGGAUGGGCCAGUGACUGUCAAUGCCUCUGACUUCCUGGUGCUGGACGCUCAGAACUAUCCCUGGCUCACCAACCACACAGUGCAGCUGCAGCUCCGCAGCCUGGCUCACAACCUCUCAGUGGUGGCCACCAAUGAUGUGGGUGUUACCAGUGCCUCUCUUCCGGCUCCAGGGCUCCUGGCCACCCGAGUAGAAGUGCCACUGCUGGGCAUCGUUGUGGCUGGAGGGCUUGCCUUGGGCACUCUCGUGGGGUUCAGUGCCUUGGUGGCCUGUCUAGUCUGCAGGAAAGAGAAGAAAACUAAAGGCCCCUCCCGGCGCCCAUCUCUGAUAUCUAGUGACUCCAAUAACCUGAAACUGAAUAAUGUACGCCUGCCACGGGAGAACAUGUCCCUCCCAUCCAACCUUCAGCUCAAUGACCUCACCCCGGAUCUCAGAGGGAAAGCAACAGAGCGGCCAAUGGCUCAGCACAGCAGCCAUCCAGAGCUUCUAGAAGCUGAGCCUGGUGGCCUUCUCACCAGCAGAGGUACCGAGCCCCGCUGUCCUCCCUACCUCCUUCUCACCAGCAGAGGUACCGAGCCCCGCUGUCCUCCCUACCUCCUUCUCACCAGCAGAGGUACCGAGCCCCGCUGUCCUCCCUACCUCCUUCUCACCAGCAGAGGUACCGAGCCCCGCUGUCCUCCCUACCUCCUUCUCACCAGCAGAGGUACCGAGCCCCGCUGUCCUCCCUACCUCCUUCUCACCAGCAGAGGUACCGAGCCCCGCUGUCCUCCCUACCUCCUUCUCACCAGCAGAGGCUUUAUCCGCCUCCCGAUGUUGGGCUACAUUUACCGAGUGUCGAGUGUCAGCAGUGAUGAGAUCUGGCUCUGAGGGUGCGGGUGAGGCAUGAGGCCCAGGUGGCUUGUGGACUCCCCAGGGCACCCCACCCCGUGUCUCCUUCAAGCCUUCCUCUGCCUGGCCGUGUUGUGAAGACAUGCCACUGCCACAUGGCCCUCCUGGUAGAGGUGUCCUGUGGGUCCUGCAUGAUGUAUUUCAUUGCACUCUACCUGAAAGGCAUGGUCUAGCCUUGGCAAGACCAUUGGUCAGAACUGGGCCCCUUGUACUCAACUCAGUUGGUUCCAGGUAGAUGGAACUCUGGCCCGUUUGUCCAGGUGUCACCCCACAUGUAGGAGAUGGGCCUACUAUAUGCUCUGCACUAGUAUUCCCUGCACCCCAUACAGUAGGCAGAGGGAUGCCUAUGUGGGGGACAGGAGGGUCCCUGCAGAGCUCAGAUGUCCUUCCUAUGCUAUGCAGCUUUGUCCCCUCAGGGAAAACAGCCCCCUGCUAGCUGUAUAGAACCAAACUGCCUUUUGCUCAGGAGCCAGCCCCUUGCCCAGGGGCAUGGCCAAGCACAAAUUAGUCCCUUUUGCUGCACAUCUCUCUGCCCUUUUGUCCCCACCUCCUCCUGUGCAUCUGAAGUCAUACAUUAGACGUGACCUCCAUGGCUGGAGCCCCCAGGUGCCAGCCUCUGUGUUAGCACAAGAUGAGCAGGAAGAGGUGACUCUGGCCCAGGAUGGCAUGUAGCUAUGCAUUGUUUUGUACAAGCACAUUCCCCAGGGAAAGGAGGGCCCAGGGCCUUCUUAGUUUGGCCUUCAAGACUCACUGAGUGUUCUGAGCACUCAGGAUUGAUGGGUUCCCUCUCUGCAUGAUUCUUCCUCCAUCCAACAACAUCCCCAACUGGUCCCUGGCUGCCCCAUCCUCUUUAGGGGAUGGUCACAGUGGACAUGUAAGUCAACAGUACCAGAUUUAGGGGGACACAGAGAAAGCAGGAACCCACAUAACCCCAAAGAGCUGAGAAUGCUUUUAAAAAGCAACCUGUAAGUGACUGGAGAACAGAGUAUAUUUUCCCUUCUUGGUAUCUUGUUUUGUAAUUUUUCUUGUUACUGGUUAGUGCUGCACACACAGUAAACUACCUUGACUGAA